Molecule: messenger RNA, 6669 nt
Organism: Galleria mellonella (greater wax moth)
Lineage: Eukaryota; Metazoa; Arthropoda; Insecta; Lepidoptera; Pyralidae
Product: centrosomal protein of 290 kDa-like
Exons: 32
Coding region: 83-6499 (2138 amino acids)
Source: RefSeq, a predicted model, not a curated record
AAACCCUAGCAUCAUUGCUAAAAUGGUGUAAAUAUAACUUUAUACCAAAUAUAAUAUAAUUGUCUAUAAAUUAAUAUUAAAAAUGGCUGAUACGGACUGGAGAGAAAUAUUAAGUUAUUCUCAAAAGGAAUUAAUAGAAACCGAUAAAGAUAAAUUAUGUGAAAGUUUGUCUUGGAUGGAAGCUGACGAUAUCGAACUAAACUUUACAGAUUUAAAAACUUUGUUUCGACUUGCUCAAGAUAUUUUAAAAUACAAAAGUGAACAGGUAAACAAUUUACUCGGACAAAUAGAAAUUAAUCAAAGAAAGUAUGAUAAAUCGAAAUCAAAGGGUCAAAUUAUUGAUUCACCUAACAGAAGUGUUGACAAUGUACUAGAAACAAUAACACACCAAGAGGAAGUUAUAAAAACAAACAAAGAGAUUUUAGAGCAACUAUACACAGAUAUUGCUGAGUUAGAAGGUCGCAAAAAAGAAAUUAAAGCCGAGAUGAAUAACUUAGACAAAGAUAGUGAAUCAAGUCGUGAUGUGUUAUCUGAAAUAAAUACAAUGGCCCAAUUGGAAAAUGAAAUAACUAUGAAGAAUAGACACAUUAGAAAAUUAUUAAGUGAUAUAAAGAUACUAGACGAAGAAAAUACGAAGCUUAAAGCAAAGGUGUCUGUAUUAAAGGAUAAAUUAACAGAAGCUACAAAACUUAUUGAAAAUCUAACUGAACAACUACUCACAUUAAACAAUGAAAGUAACCAACUCAAAGAAAUUCUUGGUCAAUCUGAAGAAGCCAAAGCACUUCUUUCCAGCGAAGUAGAGUCUUUUAGAAAAAAACUGUUUGAAAAAGACAACAAUAAAGAUAAAACUUAUGAAGAGAUUAAGUCUAAAGCUCAACAUUGGAGGAAUAUUGCACGAUCGAAAAAAGCCGAAAUAGAAAUGUUAUCUAAUGAAAACAUGAAAUUAAAAGGCCUAAUAAUCCAAGUUGCACAGCCAUCAACUCCACAAAAGGAGUUACCUGAAGAAGACCUUGCCAAAGAGUUUAAAAUUAAAGAACUACAGGAGAAACUUUUGGAAGCAUCAAAUAAGAUAACGCAAUCGGCCAAUGUAAUUGACUUGCUAAGAACUGAGAACAGACAACUUAAAUUGACUAUGGAAGAAGUACCCGAGUCUGUAUCGGAAAUUAAAAACGAGAGUGACGAUGGCAAAGAACGAGUUAUGAUAAAUAAACUAAAAAGGAAAAUAAGAAAUCUGACGGUUUCCUUACAAGAAGCUGAAGAAAUGUUAGCAAUUAGAGAAAAAGAGCUAACAGAAAUAACGUCGCAACUGCAAAUGGUGCAAUCUAAUGAAAGUAUUAAUGUUCUACUGCAAGAAAUGAAGAAUAAAAAACGUCAGUUGAAAUCUAAAGAUGAUGGCAUAAAAUCUCUUGUUCAAGAAAUUAAUAAUAUAAAUCAAAUAGUCGACGAUUUACAACUAGAAAAUGAAGUUUUGAGAACAAAGAUAAAUAUACCCCGGAAUGAAAAAAUUCCAUUACAUGGUAUUAUGAAAAAGUAUCAAAUAAUCGAAGAAAAUUAUACUAAACUAGACAGAGAAUUUAAAACUAUCGAGAAUAAACUGGUUUCUGUCGAAAUGGAUAAUCAUAAUUUGAAGUCAAAAAUAUGUAAACUAAUCAAAGUAUUAAAUAAUUUAGGAUAUGACGAUGAUAAAAUAAACCAUAUUUAUGAUAGCAGCGAUAGUGAAGCUAUUCCGGUUUCGAGAGAAAAAGAUGUGACCCAAAAAACUACAAGUGAUGAUAAUAUAAAUUUUGUGAGUUCUAUAAAAGAUGAAGAAAUGCAAGCAAUUGUUGAAGAAAACGAAGCUUUAAGAAAAGGCUUAGAAGAUAUUUUAAAUUUUUUAAAAGACAAUAGUACAACGACAUCAGGAAUUUUGAAAUUAGAAUGUCCUAGUCUAGAUGCGGUAUUACGAUCUAUGGAAGCUAGACAUACAGCAGGCUGGUAUGCACCACACAUGGCCACGGUUAUGGAACUUAGAGCUGCAUUAGGUGGAAAAGAUGCUUUACUUAUAGCACUACAUGAAGCUAGGAAAGAAACCUACGAUAUUAUGGCUCAGUUAGCAAUAGAAACACAAAAAUCUACAGAUCUUGAACAAAAAAUUCAUGAAAUUGAAUCUACUAAAGAAUCACAAGACAAAAUCGAUAUAAUUAAAGACAAAAAAGUUGAUACUCGAGAUUUCGGAUCUUGGGUAUCUGAAAAUGAACAAAUGAAUAUUGAUUUUCUCGAGGCUCAAAUUGACACAAUAUUAUCAAAAAAUAAUGGCUUAUAUGAUGAUCAAUUAAAAAAAGCAUUAAUUUAUUUUCAUAAUAAAUUCAAAAAUAUUUUUGAUAAAAUGACAUCUAUUGCUAUCCAAACAAGUGAUGAUCUCAAUAAAUGGGCAUUACAAGAAGAGCAAUAUAAGACAGAAAUAGAAAAUUUAAAGGCACAGCUAUCACAAAAAGAUGACGAAGAUAUUAGUGACAUUUCCCCUGGACUAAUAGAUUCCCCAAGUAUUGGUUAUAUACAAAGAAAAUGUUUAUAUUUGGAAGAGUCAUAUAAAUACAUUAGAACUUUGAAUGAAAACAUGAAGAAUGAAAUUUUAGAAAAUAAGAAAGAUUUUAUGAUUGCAACAUCAGAUUUUGAAUAUCAAAUUCAAGGGCUUAUACUCUCUGUUAUUAAUUUAAUUGAUAGGCUUCGAUCUACUAUACCGGUCGAAUUAUUUUGGCAGCAAAAUAUUAUCUUGAAUGAAAUUACUGUAAAAUAUCGAAAAUUAAUGGAAAAUGGCGUAAGAAAAAAUAAUGAAUUUGAAAAUCUGUUCAAAAGUUUAGAAGAUAUUAAACAUGACAUAAUGAACACAUUCAAGGAAAAGUUACCUCAGAUUAACAGUGAAAAUAAUAAAGAACAACAACUAUCUAACAUAGAACAAUCUAUUCUUCAAAAACAAUUACAUGAAAUGUGCAAUGAAAUUAAAAAUAAAAAUAUGAGAAUAGAGGAACUAGAAGAUCAAAACGCAAAGCUACAAGAAACACAGGCAAAACUAAUAGAUGAAAACCUAUCUGCUAUGACAAAAGAAGAAAUAAAUAUUUUAAAAAAUCAAUUACAGAAGGUAGUCGAUGAUAAUAUGCUUCUUAAACAACAGUGCCAAUAUAUUGGAAAACAAUUAGAUGUGACACUAUUACAGAUACAAGACUCACAGUAUAGAUAUAUUAACAAGGAUACAGAAAUUAAUAUGUUAAGACAUCAAAUUCUUGAUUUACAAUCUACGGGAGACAAUAAAGCCAUUAUUGCCAGGCUAAGUGGCGAAGUUUUGGUAGCACAUUUACAAGCUCUAGAAAGUAAUAAAAAAAUAGAAAGAUUAAUUUCUGCAUUAAAUAAAGAAAAGCAAUCAAAAUUGGAAGCUGAAGAAAUGUUAAAAGCACGUCAAAAGAUUUACGAUGUUUAUACUUCCAGAUAUGAAUCUAAAUUCAGGUACAUGUAUGAAGUAUUGCAAACUUUACGACAGCAAUAUCAAGGAAGUUUACCAUUGGCUUCUAUAGAAAACUACCUUAACAAUAUUGAUGAUCUAUCUCAUAAAACAUAUGCUGUUAAUGAAAAACUUUCCGAAAUAGAAGACCUUCAAUCUAAUUUGAUUACCAAAUACACAAUAUUUGAUCAAAUUCUAGAUGUGUCUAAAAGCAAAUGUUUAGAAUUACAGGAUAGUUGUCCUCACAAAUUAAAAAUGAUAGUCUUGGAAAGAACAAAAUCUCAUGAGAUUGAUCACUUAAAUACAAAGAAUAGAAUGUUAGAACAAUCUCGUAGACAUUUAUUUAAGCGCUGCAGUAACCUUGAAAAAAAUCUGUUGCUUUUAAAUCAAGGUUUUGAAAAAUCUAAUUUAUAUGAAUCAAUAGUAAAACAAAAAUUAGGCGAAACUGGCAAUGAUUCUAAUUUAGAAGUAGAAGAUAUUCAUUCAGAUGAUGAAAAUACAAGAAAAAGUCAAACUAUAACUUUACCUCGACCCAAAGUACUAAGACCCUCGGAAGAAACAUCAAACAUCACUUAUAAUAUUUCACAAGAUUCCGUCCCAAGCAAUUUACAGGAAUAUUCUAUUAAAACAGAUAUUGAAAAACGAGAAGUUGUUCAUGUUCUAGUUCAAACUUCUUGUACAGAAAAUGAGAAUAAAACUAAAUCAGUACAAACAGAUGAAGAUAAGGUAUUAGUAAGCCUAAACUAUCAAUUGAAUAGCCUUAAGAAUGAUAAAGAUAAAAAAAAUAAUGAAUUAACUGAAGCACUGUCGUUAAUUCAUCAAAAAACAGAAGACAUUCAAAAAUUAAAUAGCCAAAAAUUUAAUUUAGAAUCUACAAUUCAAACUCUUAAAGAUGCAAAUCUUGAAAAAGAAAAGCAAAUUCAGAAGUUACAUAAUGCACUUGAAGAUUUAAAACAGCAACUUAAUAACGAUAAAAGUAUUAACAUUGCAGAAAUUAAUAAAAUUAAGGAUAUCGCUAAUGAGGAUAAUAAAUCACUUUUAGUUACUAUCAAACAAUUAGAAAAUGAAAAAAGUAAUUUAAUUGAUGAAUAUAAAGAAUUAUUAAGAAAUGAAAGAAAAGAGUAUUCUAAAACCAUGAAAGAUAUGAAUGUAAAAAUAAUGGAAUUACAAACGCAACUAGACAGGAAAGCGAGCGAUUCGAACGGUUCUAAUACGGAGGCGCUUAAAGGAUUUGUAACAAAAUAUACUUCAAAAAUAAACGAUCUAGAGGACAAGUGUUUUAAUCUUCAAAGCGAACUGGAUGGAUGUAAAACAGAAUUACUCACAAAUAACAGUGAAUUGGAUCGUUGGAAACAACUGGCUUCUGAACGGCUUAUAAAAAUGGAACAACUCAACUCUCAACUAGAUAAACGUCAUUGUCAUGAGGUAGAAGCAUACAAAGCAGAAAAUCAACACUGGCUUUCUCAAAUUCAUGAAACUCAACAGGUAUACUUGGAGUUACGUGCACGACUUACAGAACAGAAAACGUUACACGUCAAACAAAUGGUAGAGAAGAAUUCACAAAUCAAGCAGUUGCAAACUAUUAUACAUGAUCUGAAGGCACAAAUAUUGAACAUGCAGACUAUGAUUUCUGUAAACGACCCAACUUUUGAUCUUUCUGCGAUUGUGGAAGUUGAAGAAAGCAGUGACGUUUUAUCCCAACACGGCUCUGACCGUUUGGAGCUCAAAUUUGACUCUACUAUAGAUUUAGGGGAUUUUCAAGACCACAUGAUGAGAAUGCCUGCCACGUCAACCGCUAUUUGGCAAGAGCCACUUAUAGAUAGAUUACGUCGAGAGAAACAGUUAACAAGUAAACAAAACGUAAUACUCCGAAGACAAAUUAAGGCUCUCGCGGCCCGAGAGAAACGUGCUCGGCUCGACGCGCAGAACUUAAAGAGCCAAAUUAUGAGAAUAAGUUCAAGGGGCGGAAAAGCAGUGUCAGUUGAGACAGCAGCCCUCCAGAACAAGAUAGCGUCACUUCAGACAGAGCUGUCCAAUGCCCGUAAAGACACACAUUCAUCCAUCGCACUGUGGGAUAAAUGGAAAAGAGCACAGCAAGCAGCAGAUCGUUGGCAAUCACGAUAUGAGGAAAAGUUUCAAGAAGCUAAAAAAUUGGAAUCAAAUCUUAAUCUAGCAAAAUCUAUGGUAAACAGAUUAGAAAAGGAGAAACGUAUUCUGCUUGCUAGAUUAUCAGAAGUCAAGAAUGAAAGCUUGCUGGCAAUAGAGAAGCAAGAAUCGGAAGUAUUGGAAAAGUCAAUGAAGUCAAGCCACGAGUGUACCUGUACUGGUGAACCAGGAGCGAUUGGAAUAGAUGGGGCGACCCCAAAUGCAGCUGCAUUAUUGGCACGCGUGGAAGCGCAACAGCGCAGAAUCGUCGCGCUUGAGGUUGCUGAAAAGGGAAAUGAGUUUCUUGUAGCAGAAUACGAAAAGGCCUUAGCAGAGAUAACAUCCCUUAAGGGCCAAGUCCUUAAAUUGGAAUCCACAUUGCUAGAAUCACAGAUCCGUACCCCGCUGAAAACGGUGAACGACCAUCAACCAGAACUAGAUUAUUGGAAGAGUUACUGUGAAAUGCUGAAAGAGGAAAAUGUACAGCUGACAUUGCGAGCAAAUGCGCUCGAAUCGACGCCGACCUCCGCGCACCAAAGUCGAGUCAACGAUCUUGAACAGACCGUAUUAACACUUAGAGGUUUAGUAAGCAAACUGCAAGCUGAACAAAAGUCAUCCACCGUCUCGAAACGUGCGGACUCGAGACCAAGUAGUGUACGCAGUACUACGGAUAAAGGUCGAACGCAGUUAGAAUCACUUCGUAUAGAAAUUGCAAAUUUGAAGCGCAGUAUAUUGGACAAAGAUUUGCUGUUGGAGAAAUCUAAAGAAAUGCUUAAAAUAGCGGCUGAAAGAGAAGAUGAACUGCUAAGAGAGAAUGCAAUGUUAAGAUGUCGUAUAGAUGAACUCACAAGACCUAAAGGAGGAUUUUUAUCUGCAUAAAUAUUACUUAAUAUAUAGAUUUAAAAGCGACGGCGUGACAAAUAUGUAUGUCUGUAUGUAGAUUUAAAAAAUAAAACACUUGCACGUUUUUUAAAUUUUAAUAAAAAAUAAACAUUAAGGUCACAUUUUUUGUUACAAUAUAAGGGCAUUAAAAUACACUCUGAUAAAUA